Molecule: messenger RNA, 3779 nt
Organism: Schistosoma bovis
Lineage: Eukaryota; Metazoa; Platyhelminthes; Trematoda; Strigeidida; Schistosomatidae
Source: the annotation of a GenBank genome assembly
AGCAACUAUGGUGAGAGUGGCUGAUAGAAAAGAUUGUAUCAACAGCAAAAUAGUUUUAUUUUUUUAUGAAUGUGGUUAUGAGAUUUGCCUACAAGCAUGGUGAAGAGGUAGCUGGUAUCCUUGGUAGUGUUGGAUAUUGGCAUGACCUUUGUACGUCCUUAAGGCGCUAUGUUCAGAAGAUUUGCGAAGUUCGUCUGAUUUGUGGUUUUUUAAUCCUUUGGUUAAACUCAUCAGUAAUGGACUCAGCAGAUAACCCUUUUGCCUCACUUGUGAAAAAUUCGUCAGUCGGUCUGGGUCCAGCAAUAUUUGGUGCCUGUGAAACUGAGGUUACUAAAAUCUUGGAGAACAUACUGCUCAUUACCCAUGAUAAAGAUCUUGUUCUUGGUGAAUCCGGUAGACCUAGUCAUUUACUUUACAUACAACCGUUCUCGUGUGGAAAUGUUCAAAUUUCCGGGAGCAGUUUGGAUGAACUUAUAUUUGACCGCACCCAAAUGAGAAAGUUCAACGAUUAUGAUGUUGUCAGCCUUAAGACAGGUGCAGCCACGGAUAUCAAUGACGUUUUAACUUCUAAUCCAAUUAGUUAUUUGGUUUCUUCUUAUCGCCGCGCGUGUGCAAUUAAACAAACAAACGCUCUUUCACAGAUCGUUGAAGAUUGUCGCAAAAGUAUUGUAAGACAAAUUGUACUUCUGUUGCUUGUUGAUGCUGAGUCUGAUAAUCCGGAAAGCAGCACGAACCUAUUUGAUAUCAUUUAUCAAGCUCUCUGCACAGAUGACGGCGAUCAAAUUGCUUACAUUCAAAAAAUGUUUGACGAAGUUCUUAAUCAUCUGGAGUCGGAAUCUCUAUCGGAUGUAAGUAUAGAAGAAUCUUGUCCUCAGUCUGCAUUAAACAGUUUACGACCGUUGGUCAAUCGCCUUCUAAUUCAGUUAAGAAAUAUUUAUUAUUCCUCAGUGCAGUCACCAACAGUAGUAAAUAGCUUCCUAAAUAAACAGUUGGUGGGUGCUAGGGAACGUGUCUUGUUCUGUCCUCAACGCCGUCCUCUGUUGAUCAUGACAAUUUGGUUAUCUAAGUAUUCAGUCACUGCUCAGCUUCUUAUUGAGUUGUCGUUUCCUCAGAGUUUCUCCAGUGGUUCAUUUAGACCUGAUGAAUUCGAAGGUGGUCUUUUGGGUCGACUUCUAGUUCCCAGUCAUUUACAUUCACCUCAAGCAGCGGAAACAAUUUUCCUAACUAACCAGGCUCCAAUCGGUGAAUUUUUUACGGAAGAAGUACCUCUAAAAUCUGUUGUAGAGUCCGAACAACGUACAAUAUGGCAGUUAACUGAACAAAUGGAUUUGGAGUUGAACACCUUGUUCACUAAUUUACUCAGGGUCGGCAAACGACGUCCAUAUAUUAAAAAGUUACUGUUCAAAUGGUUCGGUGGAUGUAUUCAUGCUAACAAAGCUCGUGGUCAGUUAGCACAUUCAAUUAUGAAUCAUGAUUUAUUAAGUCGAUCAAAUACACCAAAUCUAGCUGGUGAUGGAUUUCUUAGCAAUUUUACAGCAGUUUUAGUUCGAUUAACUGGACCAUUAGUGACGUUGCCAGAGAAACCGCCGUUGGACAAAAUUUGGCCAGAAUAUGCUACAGAUUCAUGUGCAGAUCGAACAGUAUUACCAGAUUUACGUGGAGAAACACGUCUUGCACCUGCAAAUAAAAUUUUCAAGAAAUCUGAAAAUGCUUCACUUGUAGUAAUGAAUAAUGAAGAUUAUCCUCUUUUAACAGAAUUAUUUUUUCUUGCACAUGCGGCUAUACGUAUUGGAUGGACAUCGUUAAUUGCUAGACAUUUUGAAACUGGUCAACAAUUGCAUCGGUUAGAAGAUCAAUUACAACCACAUGAAUCAGAUAAUUCUAAUGAUUCUCAAGUAAUUUUUCUGCGUCGUUUUAUGCGUGAACGCACUGCACGGUAUUUGGAACAAUCUACCAGUUUGUCGUGUAUGUCUCGAUUAAAAGAUCAAUUGUCAUUUGCUGUGACCACUUGUCGUUUUCUUGUUAAAUUGGCUAAGUGUAUACUAAACAAAAAUAGUAGUUAUAGUAAUGAUACUACUACUUCUACCUCUGACUCAACAUCAUUUUCUCAUGGUUGUCUUUCUGAUUUACCAGAAUAUUUGGUUGAUAAUGUCGUGGAACUUGUUAGUUAUUUAAGACGUGGCAAAGAUGAAUUUCUUGAGUCUGUUGAAGUGUCGUCAAUUCCAUUGGAACCAUUGUUAGAAUUCAGUAUAAUAUUUAUGAAUCAUACAGGAUUAUUAACUAAUCCACACUUAAGAGCUCGUCUUGCUGAAGUUCUUGAAUCAUUAGUACCACAACGUGAUGAUGAAGCUUGGAAUACAAAUACUAGUGGUUCUGGUUUAUUGAAUUCAUUGCAUUUGUCUUUCCAUAGACGUGAACAACUUAUGAAUCGAGAUUCAGAAAUCACAGAUGAUCCUGUAUUGAGUAAUGCUGUCAGAGCAUUGCUUACAGCAUUUGUCUCUAUAGAAUUAUCACCUGGUACUGGAGUUGUUGGCAGCGCUGGUAGUGCAGCUGAUGCGGUGAUAGCUGCUUCUUCAUCAUCUACAUCACAAAAUUCUUCACGCCAACCUGAUUCUCACUUAAACAGUAGUGAUAGUCAAACAGAUACCGGUAAUAAUAGUAGUAGCAGUGGUGGCAAUACUGCAACGGACACUCAAACUGCUGCUGUUGGGUUUGAAGAAAAAUUUCAUUAUCGACGCCCAAUGUAUGCUUGUUUAAGAUAUUGGUACGGUAAACCAUUAUAUGAUGUACAGUUUAAGCGUUUAGAAAAUGAAGCUUUAGCGCAUAUCGAUGAUGUGAAUCCUCCAUUAUUUCUACAAUUUUUAUCACUUUUGGUGAAUGAUGCUAUCUUUUUGUUAGAUGAAGCCCUUAGUUUAUUAGCUCAACUUAAACAAACUGAACGUGAAAGAGACAAAUGUGGUGGGAGAUUAUCCUCUUCUUCAGACGAAGCAUUAUUUGCACAUACAGGUCGUUUAGCACGACAUCAUAUUAUGCUUGGAUUAGAUACCAUUGCUACAUUACGUCGAGUGAUCACUUUAUGUUCACAAUUAAUUACACAUCCAAUAUUGGUUGAUCGAGUUGCUUGUAUGCUAAAUUAUUUCUUGACAAGACUUGUAGGACCAAAACAACGUGAUUUAAAUGUACGUGAUAAAGCUGCUUAUGGUUUUAAACCAGAUUUAAUGGUACUAGAAAUUUCUGCAAUAUACCAAAUAUUAGCUCGUGGAUCUGAUUCAGCAGUUGAAACAGAUACUGAAACAAUCGCAUCAUCUUCGCUACCAUCAUCAUCGGAAUCAUUUCGUCGAGCUGUUGUUAGUGACGAAAGAUCAUUUACACCAGAUUUGUUGGACCAAGCUUGUCGUGUAUUAGAUCGAAUCGCUGCACCAAUAGAUUUAUGUAAUAAAUUCGCUGAAGCUGUUCGUCUAAUUAAAGCUGAAAAUGUAAUAAAAACUAACGAAGAACUAGAUGUAGAUGAUGCACCGGAUGAAUUUAUUGAUCCAAUUAUGGGUUGUUUAAUGGAGGAUCCUGUGAAAUUGCCCACAUCGGGUAAAAUAGUUGAUCGUAAAACUAUAUAUCGUCAUCUGUUAAAUGAUUCUACUGAUCCAUUUAGUAGAAAACCAUUAACAAUGUCUCAAGUAGAACCACAAGAAAAUUUACGUUCAGCUGUUCGUAUGUGGAUUGAUGAACGUCGAGCACAAAGAUUAUCAAAGAAUACUCAGGGUAAAGAACAACAGCCUUCUUAA